Messenger RNA from Leopardus geoffroyi (Geoffroy's cat), 527 nucleotides. It is a transcript of the gene SYCE3, whose product is annotated as synaptonemal complex central element protein 3. Gene Ontology annotation, biological process: spermatogenesis; reciprocal meiotic recombination; synaptonemal complex assembly. The transcript has 3 exons. The coding region runs from base 110 to 376 and encodes 88 amino acids. Gene Ontology annotation, cellular component: central element. NCBI's taxonomy places the organism in Eukaryota, Metazoa, Chordata, Mammalia, Carnivora, Felidae. The record is from RefSeq and is a predicted model, not a curated record.
GAUCUGGUAACGGAAAGGGGCGGGGUGCCUUUCCGAGCUUGGACCUCGUGCCCCAGGCUGCGUAGGUGGACGGCGGCGGAUCCUGACGCGAGCGCAGGCGGUGCGGGAGAUGGCUGAUUCUGAUCCUGGAGAAAGAAGCUAUGACAACAUGCUGAAAAUGCUGUCAGACCUGAAUAAAGACUUGGAAAAGCUACUAGAAGAGAUGGAGAAAAUCUCAGUGCAAGCCACAUGGAUGGCCUACGACAUGGUGGUGAUGCGCACCAACCCCACGCUGGCGGAGUCCAUGCGCCGGCUGGAGGAUGCCUUCCUCAACUGCAAGGAGGAGGUGGAGAAGAACUGGCAAGAGCUGCUCACUGAGACCCAGCACAAACAGUAGGCCCCCUGCCCAGCCACGGCCACCGUGCUUCUGCCUGCCGGUGUGGAGAAGCCCCGGGGACACAGAGCCCUCUCUGCUUGGCACAGUAACAGCAACCGUAAUAUAUAGCUGUAGGAACUGUACUUGUUUUUCAAUAAACUUAUUUUUAAGA